This is a messenger RNA of Fonsecaea multimorphosa CBS 102226, 672 nucleotides long. RefSeq lists its product as uncharacterized. The record is from RefSeq and is a predicted model, not a curated record. Gene Ontology annotation, molecular function: acyltransferase activity, transferring groups other than amino-acyl groups. Lineage: Eukaryota; Fungi; Ascomycota; Eurotiomycetes; Chaetothyriales; Herpotrichiellaceae. The transcript has 2 exons. Bases 1 to 672 code for a protein of 223 amino acids.
AUGGCUCAUCAUGAGCGGCGUAUCUGCCCAGUCUCCAGCUCCGACCUCCCUUUGCUCUCCGACCUUGUCCACACCUGCAAACUCGCCCUCCCCAUCAACCGUCUCUUAUUCAAAGACUGGCCCAAUGAUGCUGCUCAGAGACCGCUCUACGCGGCUGCCGUCGAAUCAGCAUUCAAAGAUGAAUUGGCAGUUUGUUUGAAAGCUGUUGACGAAGGAUCUGGAGAUGUCCUCGGGCAUGUCGCUUUGACUAGAAAACGACCGCCUACAGAGAGUACGGAGACCCAACUGCCUUCUAGUCAAGGAUCCGGUGGUGAGAAGCAGCAGGACAUAUCCGAGUUCUUCAAUCCCGACCUUCUCUCAGCAAUUUCCAAUGCGGUGUCUGAGAUUGCCAAGGAAACAGAGGAAGUCGAUCAUUUCGAACUAACGUACAUCUGCGUCAAACCUCCGACUCGUCGACAGGGGGUAGGAUCGCAACUGGUCCAUGUCUGCCUCGAAAAGGCAAGGGCUGAGGGUAUUCCACUUGUGGUCUGCUCUGAGCCAGCCGCCCAUGACUUCUUCCUCAGUCUAGGAUUCACGGAUACCACACAUGUGGACAUUGAUCUGAGAAAGUGGGCUCCAGCACACAGUGGGUUUGGCAUCUUCAGGCUAUCCGGAAUGAUUUGGUCUCCCUGA